AACUCUCCUCCUGUAGGUGAUCAGAUACUCUCACCAAUUUCUUUUUCUUUUUUCUUUUUGCCAGUAGCUUACAUGCACACAUGACAAGAAGCAGGCUGACAUCGCUUGACAUUUCUCUGCUUCCUCAUUUCAAUAUUAACUGUUUACCAGAAGAGAAACAGGUCUGGGGCUAGGGUGUUUCUCUUUUUUUUUUUUUUUUUUUUUUUUUUUUCUUGUGAGUGAGGAUUUUUUUUCCCUCUCUGUUCACAGUAACAGAUCAUGACACAGAGCUUCCUCAAACUGCCCAAUGCUGUUUUUCACCAACUUGAAUUUAGAGCAAACAGGAGUGUGGAAGUAUUUAACUUUCUGCUGUAGCCGGUGCAUGGUAAGGACUGCAAAGCUGAGUGCUGCUGCUAAUCUGUUCUCAGAACAAACCAGUUGAAGGAAUUUUCCCCCCUCCAUAAUUCAGUAAUAAUGACACAGCUGCAGUUUAAAGAUGCAUUUUGGUGCAAAGAAUUUACAGUCCACACUGGCUAUGAAGUGCUCAUACAGCGACUGUUGGAUGGGAGAAAGAUGUGCAAGGAUGUGGAAGACUUGUUCAAACAGAGGGCACAAGCAGAAGAGCGAUAUGGGAAAGAGCUGGUUCAGAUUGCCCGAAAAGCAGGAGGACACACGGAAAUCAACACACUGAAGGCAGCAUUUGAGGUCCUAAAACAAGAAAUUGAAAAUGUUGGAAACUCACAUAUUCAGCUGGCAGUAAUGCUGAGGGAUGAACUGAAAAGAAUAGAGGAGUUCAGAGAAAGACAGAAGGAGCAAAGAAAAAAGUAUGAGUCUGCAAUGGAUCGUGUGCAAAAGAGCAAGCUGUCCCUUUAUAAGAAAACUCAAGAGUCAAAAAAGACCUACGAGCAGAAGUGCAAGGACGCGGAUGAGGCUGAGCAAACCUCUGAGCGGAUAAGUGCUUCGGGCAACCAAAAGCAAACAGAAAAGAGUCAAAACAAAGCUAAGCAAUACAGAGAUUCGGCAAAUGAAGCAGAGAGGGUGUACAAGCAAAACAUAGAGCAGCUGGACAAGGCCAGGACUGAAUGGGAGCAGGAACAUAUCAAAACCUGCGAGGCCUUUCAACUCCAGGAGUGCGACCGUAUCACCAUCCUCCGGAACUCCCUAUGGGUUCACUGUAACCAAUUCUCCAUGCAGAGUGUGAAGGAUGAUGAGCUGUAUGAAGAGGUUCGGCUUAGCUUGGAAAACUGUACUGUAGAAUCAGACACGAACUGCUUUAUUAAGAAUAAAAUGACAGGAACAGAGCCACCAGGUCCAAUAGGAUAUGAAAAUUAUUAUGACAGAGAACCUCCUAAAGGCAGCCCAACCCAGUCUUGUGGGAUGAUUAAAAAAUUCUCUGGAUUAUUGCAUGGAAAUAGCAAAAACACCAGUGAACCCAUCAUUCCCACAGCCCCGCCUCUUGCAGAGAAAACAGAUGGGGUCUAUGCAUCCAUUAAUGUGGGUGAACACGCAGCAGCCACAUCAUCACAGAACUACAGAGUGCUCUAUGACUACACAGCCCAGAACACUGAUGAACUGGAUAUCAAUGAAGGAGACAUCAUAGCAGUCAUUGAAGAAGGCGAGGAUGGCUGGUGGACAGCAGAGAGGAAUGGUCAACAAGGAUUUGUGCCAGGGUCCUACCUUGAAAAGCUUUGAUGAAAAGCUGCACUUGUUUCAAGGCUCUAGUUUAAAGAUACCUUAUUACUCAAAAUACUGGACAUGGCCAGCCAUGACUGACCAGGAGGAGCCCAUGACUUCUAAAAUCAUCAUUUGGGGGCUAACAAAAUGACAUUUUUUCUACAUCUUUCCCUCCACACUGAAGUAGUUUUUUCCCAGAGAGGCAAGAGGGGGUUCUUUUUUUCACAAAGUUCUCUCCUCUCUUCCCUCCUUCUCCCUCACUGCCACUGUGACUUACCUAUCAACAUUUUACAUUGAACAGAGUACUUCAAUGUUAGAAGCAUGGAGGAGAGAAAAGGGGAAGAAUCUACUUAACUGCACUAAAAGAUUACUUUCAAGAGUAGAAAAUGAGGACCAUUCCUCUGUAAUUUUGUGCCACCCCGAUUAGGUUUUUUAAUCACUUCCAUGGCCUUUUCUACCAAAUAGCAAUUUUCUUCUUCAAUGGUGUAAGCAACUUUGACAUCCUUGCUGACAGUAUGCCAUUUGGGGGGCAGAUACAUGUAUUUUAGUGGUUUGAAUAAAGACAGCUUUGUCAUACCUAGGUCUUGGCUGUACAACGCAAAAUGGAGGUUCAUCCAAUAGGCACAAAGGGACAAGGAUGGAGACUCCUUAGUUAUUCUGAACUUAUUUAUUCUUUACCCAUAAUUAUCAUGAAAGAGAACUGAUAGAACUGAUAGAAAAUCAUAAACCCAAGAUGUAGCUCCAAAAACCAUUCUGACAUGAAGAAAAUAUAUGCCCUUACCAAUCAUCACCAACUCCUCCUAUGAUUUGUUAAACCCCAAGUCUUCCACAACCCCAGCUUUGCAUUGGAUCCAAAAGCAAUGAGGUGAUAUUAGAUAACUGAGACCGAGCGUGGCCUUUGCUCUCUUUGAUGGAUUGUGUCAGACCUUAUCAGUUCUUUCAUGCACCUUAUAGACUAAUUGAAUCAAAGAUGCAUUAGCUUUGUGAGCAACAGCUUACCCUGUCAGAUGCCACUUAUGAAGUGAGCUGUUGCUCACAAAAGCUUAUUCAUCUCUGAUUCAGCAAGUCUGUAUCAGUGAGUUUCAACCAGGGUGCUGUGGCACCCUGGGAUAUCUUGGGAUCCUUUCAAAGGUGCUGCAGUAUGCUGCACAAUGUUAGCAUUGUUAGGUGGGCAACCAUGAUUCAAAAGAUAAACCCAUAAUUUUCACAUUGCAAACCCUAGUGUUAAAAACAUUCUGACCUAUUUUGAUCUUUCUGAGUUCUUUGCAACAGAAGAAUUGCUCUUUUUUAUUAUAGAAAAAUAAUAGAGUGAAAGCUAAGAGCAGGCAUUUGCAGAGGGGUGUGUCAAGUUUAAAACGGUUGAGAAUCACUGGUUUAUAUGGUGCAUCCCUCACCCUACCUUCUGCCUAGGACAGCUCUCUUUCAUCGUCUUCCAUGUUUAAAAAUAAAAUACGUGAAGCCUUUCACUGUAGCAGCACCACCCAAAAUAGCUGAGCUCUAAUUUGAAGCUGUCAAUCACAUCCUAGACUCCCAAGCAACUGGCACAUAUAAAACUAAUCCCCCAUCCCAUCUUCCAGCCUGCCUGAUCUUCUCUUUCUCCCUUUCAAGAUCUGACCUCCUCAAAAAUCUCUGAGAUCCUUGUCAUAGAUCUGUCCUGGUUCCUUUUACCUCCCCCACAUUGCAUUCUCACAUUAACAAAGCUCUCUUAAGCAAAUCUGAGCAUUUUGCAUGCAAAAGCUUGACUUCUCCACAGGUCAGAGCAUUUCUAGUCUCUCAGGUGACUGGUAUUUGGGAAUCCUUCUCAAAAAAUCAUAGUAUUUACCCAACAGACCAUAUGAUCUCCCUUUAGCAUUUAGAGACAACAAAACCCUUCAGGGAUUUGCUUAAAGAAAACUAUUUACUGGGGACAGAAUGAACUUACUAUUUUCCAAAAUCUCAGAUUUAAACUGAAGCAAACCCACAGUUAAGAAGCUCAAAUGAUCACUAGAAAUGGAUAAAGUGAGGAGACACAUUCAGCUUGGAGUCAAGAUCUUAAAGCCAAAAAGAAAUCUAUAUGAAAAUGCAACAACAAUCACUGGGACUGUUUCACAAACUCAUCAGGGGAGAUCAACAGCAAGUAGGCAGAGCCCUUUUCUCCCCAGCACCACCUGGGGUGAUGAGGAACAAUGGUAAUAAGCUGAUGGAGAAUAGGUUUAGGUUGGAGAUGAGGAGGCAAUAUUUUACAGUUAGGGUGGCCAAAAUCUGGAACCAACUUCCCAGGGAAGUGGUCCUCGCCCCUACCUUGGGCAAAUUCAAGAGGAGGUUGGACGAUUACCUGUCUGGGGUCUUGUGAACCCAGCAUCCACUCCUGCCUGUGGCAGGAGGUCAGGCUAGAUGAUCUGUUCAGGUCCCUCCUGACCCUAGCUACUAUGAAACUAUGAAACAAAUGAAUCAGCACCCACCCAUAACAGCUUUUAAUCCAUCUCUUUGGUCGGAAACUAAGUACCACAGCCCCCCAUCCUUUGGAGUGUUCAUUCAAUAUGAACUCUCUCACCUCCACCAGUUGUCACUCUUACGACUUCCCUGCCAGAAUUUCUAUCCACUUCUAAUCCUGGCCUGCAGCAUACAUAGAAGUACCUGGCAUAGGCUAAUGUCUCACAUAAAGAAGGUAACAGAAGUUGCAGAGAGGGAUGGCUUCCCAGUGCUGGUCAAAAAGCAAGGCAGAGAAUAAGCAGCUCUGUGGGGCCCAGGCUGUCUUUGUUUUGCUUGAGUAUACUGUACAUGGAGCUAAUACUGGAUUUGGGCUCCUAGGCACUAAUCAUAAUGUAAGCAGUAAUAAUGAUGUGCUCUGUGCAGGCUGAUGGUGCCAGGAGGAUAUUUCUCUGGCUAUGUUUCAAUUUUAUAGCUAUGGAAUUGUGGGUUCCAGUAGGCCAUGGCACUGUAUGCCAGCUGUCUGAAUUACUUAUUAUGUAGCUAAUCAAACACCUGUAAUCACCUUGAAACAAAAACUAAAGUAUAGAAAAUUCAGAUAUUUGCCUCCUUUAACAGUGAACCCAUUAAAACAGAAUUGCAGUGAAUACAUACAUACAUACAUACAUACUGGCAGACAUUUUGCAAGUGAUUGUAAUAAAAAAGAAUAUUUCCUUCAAGACCUUGUGUGAUUUAUAAAUAUGUAAUACAAAGAUACUCCAUUAAGACUACAUCUAUCUCUGGGUUUCAUACCAAAUACUGGAACAUUACUUCCAGCUACUAUGUCCUGCAGUAGGUGAGCUGUUAUCUGUAUUUUCUGAUUAUAUGUCUCAGCUGACAGCCCCUCUUAUAGGCUGCCUGCUACCGAAACCUCAUAAAAUCAUUUUACACUGUCACUUGGUUGUGAAAACUUGCUCAUCCCUACCAGUUUUUCCCCAAUUAAGUGAAAUAAAUUAUAUGCAGAAGGCUUUA
Molecule: messenger RNA, 5073 nt
Organism: Alligator mississippiensis (American alligator)
Lineage: Eukaryota; Metazoa; Chordata; Crocodylia; Alligatoridae
Gene: PSTPIP1
Product: proline-serine-threonine phosphatase interacting protein 1
Exons: 15
Coding region: 454-1671 (405 amino acids)
Biological process (GO): actin filament polymerization
Cellular component (GO): cytoplasm; plasma membrane; actin filament
Molecular function (GO): actin filament binding
Source: RefSeq, a predicted model, not a curated record